GAUGCAACCCGCCGACUUAUGCCGAGCCGAAGUCGUCUCCGAAAGGUGAGCAGCGAAGGAGCUAAGUGCUGAGUGGGAGAUAUUGAGUCAGUGACCCAAGCAUUUCCGAGUUUCGGACACCCUGGCCCCAGUGCCGUAUGCGAAGUCCUACGGAACCUGGCGGAAGAUCAAAAUGUCCAGUGACAAUCGAGCCGGUUCCAUCAGCAAAAGUGUUCAGAAGCACGCGGGGAGAGCCAAGGAAAGAAUACUGCAAAAUCUAGGAAAGGCUGAUCGAACGACAGAUGAUAUCCUGAAUUUGUAUAUAAGCAACUUCAACAAACAACAUGCGUCUGCACAAAGAUUAAGCAAGGAAUUCAAAAACUACGUUUCCUGCGCAAGAGCUAUGCAGGCCGCCAGUAAGAGCUUGAUGGAUACACUGACCGAAAUGUACGAACAGAACUGGGCCGGGUGUGAACAACUUCCUGUAAAAACUCAGGUUCUUGAAAUGGUGUGGGACGAUUUUUGCCAUAAACUCAAUGACCAAGUAGGAGUUCCAAUAGCCACAUACCUCAGUCAAUUUCCAGAGAUAAGGAACAAAAUCGCAAAACGAGGAAGAAAACUGGUGGAUUAUGAUAAAUGUCGACAUAACCUACAGGCGCUUCAACAACCCAGCAGGAAACGAGAAGAAAUGAAAAUUGGAAAGGCAAAAGAGAGAUUAGAUGAAGCGCGCAAGUUGUAUGAAGUUAUCAACAAUGAACUCCAUGAUGAAUUACCAGCUUUAUAUGACAGUCGGAUAUCAUUCCUGGUCACCAAUCUACAGACAAUGUUUACUUCCGAAAAUCAAUUUCACCAUGAAAAUGCCAAAAUAUACAACCAAUUGACUGAGCUUGUUGAAAAUCUUGCUUUGGAAAAUCAGAAAGGAAAAUACAGAACAAGGAAACCUGGAUCCCCUCUUAUCCUGAAAAAUGAAGGAGAUACAAGACCUUAUGAGGAAAUUGAAUUCAAAAAGUCAAGAGUUUCCAAUGGUGAAAUCCUUUCAUCAAAUACAUUACCGAGAACAGAGCAUAAAAUGAGGGAGAUAAAUCUUACAGUAUCACAAACAAAUGCCAUGAAUGCUGACAGUUCAAACAUGGACCAACUGAGAAUGCCACUUAAAAGUGAAAAAGACUAUGAGCCAGUGGAAAUGAACGAUACUCUGGACUCUAAAGAUUCCAACAAGCUUGACGAGCUGUAUGACAUACCUGUCGGGGCAACGACGACAGAUUUACCUGCUGGAGUUUUAUACAGGGUUCGCGCCACCUAUAAAUACACAGGUGAAGAUGUCGACGAAUUGUGCUUUGAAAUUGGAGACAUCAUUCGAGUGGUAGAAUACGAUGACCCCGAAGAGCAAGAGGAAGGAUGGUUAAUGGGCAUCAAAGAAUCCACGGGUGAAAAGGGACUCUUCCCAGCAAAUUUCACAAGACCUAUUUAAAUUAACUAAUAAUUUGAAGAAUCAGCAACAAUUCAAAAAAAAAUGUCUGCAGAACUUUAAAGGAAUAUAAAGCUCUGUAGAAGAGAUGCAUUUUUACUGGAUUCAAAACUUAUUCCCUAUGUUAAUUUGUUGAGUGUAUUGUUUUUAACUCUUAUAGAUUUUAUUUCCUGUUAUAUCGUUGUAUUCUGCAUAUAAAAUAUUAAUCAAUAUUCUGAAUAUAGAUAGAGAUAGUAUUGUUUUGCAAUGGCCUUGGAAAAUUUCGAUUACCGGUUACUACUUUUAAUUUAAAUUCAUUCUAUGAUCGUAUAACAUACGAAGUAUUUUAAAUUAUUCAUUCACAGCACACAGGUUUAUAUGAUUUUAUUUGGGUUCAGAAAACAGCAAAAUAACCUUAUUAACAUUUUUAAGAUACCAAGAUAAGGAGAAGAAAUGGGAAAUAAAAAUGAGCGAAUUUUAAGAUUCAAAUGGUACAUUUCACGGCAGUGUUUGGGAUUAACUGCGAAGUUAUUGAGUAAACUUCAAAUGAUUUUUCAUGUAAAGAACAAUUUCAUGAAAAUUUGUAAUAUUUUUGAUUUUGUCUUCAGUUAUAGCAUUUUAAAUAUGAAUGAAUGUGUAAUACAGAGCAUUGCAAAAGUAAUGCUUUAAAUUAAUGUCAAAAGCAAAUAAAAUAUACAUAUUAUUCACAA
This is a messenger RNA of Argiope bruennichi, 2136 nucleotides long. It is a transcript of the gene Amph, whose product is annotated as amphiphysin-like. Bases 173 to 1450 code for a protein of 425 amino acids. Gene Ontology annotation, cellular component: plasma membrane; cytoplasm. The transcript has 13 exons. Lineage: Eukaryota; Metazoa; Arthropoda; Arachnida; Araneae; Araneidae. Gene Ontology annotation, molecular function: phospholipid binding; protein binding. The record is from RefSeq and is a predicted model, not a curated record.